UGAAUCGAGAAGAAACUGUAUCGUUUUUAUUCAUUGAUUGUAGGAGUCAAACCUCGACUGCGGAACAUAUGAGGUACCCGUGCAGCUAACUCACAUUUUCGAUUUUGCUGCUGGCGGAAGUCGCCUAGUCCAUGAGGGGGAAAGAGUGUAUAACGCUGGCCAUUUAUUGAUUGUUGGAGAGAAACAAAUAUACAAGGAUGGAGUAAGCAUUUUUGCAACAUGUUUGCAGUCAUCUUCACCUAGCUCUGCACCACACGUGAUCAAGAUCCGGACAAAUGAAUCGCAAGUGCAAUGGACUUUUUCUUGUACUUGUAAAGCCGGGAAAGGAAAGUGCAAACAUCAAAUGGCCGUACUAUACCAUUUGUUGAAGGAUGCAACAGUUCCUCUGCUUACAGUAACCGAUUUACAACAAAAAUGGGGCAAAAUUGCCGCUCAAACCGCAUCGGACAUGUAUAGAGCUAAGCGGCUGAAAGAUCUGUGUUUCAGUGAAAGAUCGGGCUCAGCAAUGCAGGAUAGUUUAAACGUAUCUGAAGUUGAAGAACCAUUUGAAAACAGCAAACCGAUCAAAAACACCAAGUAUCAGCAAUACAUGGUGUCGGAAACAGAACAAUCGCAAAUUCUGCAACAAUUUGUAAAAAGUUUUCCGAACAGUGCACUGGGAUAUGAACUCUGUGGCAGACCUUCAGUUCAAGACGAUAUCAACCCAGAAACGGAAACAAACAUUGAUUUACAAUGUAUUGAAGUUUCAACACGCAAGUUGUCUUUAAAUUCGUCAUGCUCAAUCAUAUCGUUCGAAGAUUUUUCUAUGCAAACUCUGAAACUAUUCUGUACCAAAGCCGAUUUCAUCAUAUAUUCAGAGUUUGAGGAUAAAUGUUUUAUAUCAACGAUUGAUUUGGAAGAAGAGUACGUGUACGAACUUUUGAACGCUCUCAAAGAAGUUUAUUUCAACAUUUACUUGAAAUACCUGUAUACACUUAAAAACUGA
Armigeres subalbatus is the source of this 985-nucleotide messenger RNA. RefSeq lists its product as uncharacterized. Bases 344 to 985 code for a protein of 213 amino acids. The record is from RefSeq and is a predicted model, not a curated record. NCBI's taxonomy places the organism in Eukaryota, Metazoa, Arthropoda, Insecta, Diptera, Culicidae. The transcript is spliced from 4 exons.